Messenger RNA from Drosophila erecta, 806 nucleotides. RefSeq names its product DNA replication inhibitor plutonium. The coding region runs from base 208 to 732 and encodes 174 amino acids. Gene Ontology annotation, molecular function: protein binding. Lineage: Eukaryota; Metazoa; Arthropoda; Insecta; Diptera; Drosophilidae. The record is from RefSeq and is a predicted model, not a curated record. The transcript is spliced from 3 exons.
AAUUUUAAAAUUCAAAGGGCACCCGCAUUUUGUUCAUUGAAAAUACUUAAAUAAGCCUCUUAGGAAUGUCCGUUGUACACAGCUGAAACAAUAAACCAUAUAUGUUGAUUCAUGAACAGUAUCCAUUUUAAUCCUAACUUACAUUAAGUACCACAUAGAGCACUGCAUCCCUAGAGCACAGUUAUAUGGUUGCAAAAGCUUUGCAGAAUGGGUGAAAUAAAUGCGCUCAGCUGCGUUGGACAAGACGAUGUCGUUUCGCUACGCAUCCUGUGCACCAAGACUCGCGAUGGCGGGCAGCAGAAACUCGAGGAAGUGGACAUGUACGGAAACACUGCCCUCUUGAAAGCCUGCUAUUUGGGGCGAUUCGAGUGCGCUCGUACGCUGCUGGAAUUUGGCGCAAAUGUCUUUGCUAUGAACUACUUUGGCCAAAAUGCCCUCACUCUGGCCACUUAUGCUGGCCACUUGCCGCUGGUUAAGGAGCUAUUGCGACGGCGCUCCUAUAAGGAUUUCAACCUGUCCUCUAUGAUCCCGGCUCUCUGUGUAGCUACACUGCAAAAACAUUCCGCCUUGGUGGCGUACUUUACUCAAUUGGAUCCGAGGGGCGUGCAAGAAACGCAAACAGUGCAUGGUCUGGGAGUUGCAGAGCUGCGUGGCAUGAUUAAAACAGCAGAUCGUUUAAAUAAGCAUAAUGCGCACUCCCCACCCACUUUUAUAAGCAAUCGUCUGCGUUAAUGUAUUGUAACUAUAUAAUAAUUUAUACAUUUUAAGUUUUUUUUUCAAUAUAUUCUGUGAACAGUGUGAACAUA